UAUAAAAUUCGAUGUUGUCGAAAAAUAUUUUGUAUUAUUUUCAAAUAUUUUGACUAAGAAUGCAGUUAUUAUUCCGGUGUAAUAACUAUAUACUGCUAUCGUUGUUUCGGAUACAUUCUACAACGUGGUGAAAUUACGGUAAUUUAGUGGGACGUCUAAUUCAGAGUGCUGAGAUCCACGUGCGGAUGGAAGUAGUGUGCUUUCAUUGCAGGAAUAACUUUUGUUAGGAACAAACGUCUCUGAGAGCUCCGUGGGAAUAUGUCGUUCAGAGGAGGUCGAGGUGGUGGGUUUAACAGGGGAGGUGGACGGGGAGGCUUCGGAGGCCGGGGUGGAGGAGGCGGAUUUCGAGGGGGCGGCCGUGGCGGUUUCAACAGAUACCAAGACUACGGUCCCCCGGAAUAUGUAGUAGAGCUGGGGGAGUUCAUGCACCCGUGUGAAGAUGACAUUGUGUGCAAGUGCGUCACGGAGGAGAACAAGGUGCCCUACUUCAACGCUCCCGUCUACCUGGAGAACAAGGAGCAGAUUGGAAAAGUGGACGAAAUCUUUGGCCAACUCCGCGAUUUUUAUUUUUCAGUGAAACUUUCAGAAAACAUGAAGGCCUCUUCCUUUAAGAAACUACAGAAGUUCUACAUAGACCCAAUGAAGCUCCUGCCCCUCCAGCGAUUCCUGCCCCGGCCGCCUGGAGAGAAGGGGCCUGCCAGGGGCGGUAGGGGUGGUGGGAGAGGAGGAGGACGAGGCGGCGGCCGUGGAGGUGGCUUCCGGGGUGGCAGGGGUGGUGGCUUUGGUGGGGGUCGAGGAGGCGGCUUUGGAAGAGGAGGUGGAGGAUUCAGGGGAGCAAGAGGAGGUGGAGGCGGCCGUGGAUUCAGGGGUGGGAGGUGAUUCAGGGACACGUCACUCGCAGUCCUGGGUUUUGCUGCACAUGUCCGAAGGAGCAGCUCUUCCUCGUCGGAUGCUUCUUCCUGGACACGCUGACCGUUUCCCGCCUUACUGCCUUUCGUUUUUAAGUAUUGACUGUUCUAUCUGUUCUGCCCACCUCACAUCUAUGUGUACAGUGGGAUCCUUUUCUAAUUUAACUCACAAGUCAUUUGUUUUUAAGCAUCAUCAGAUAUUUUUGGGCAUUGAAGAUAAAUGUUAAGGUGUGUCUUGUUGUUUUUAAAUUUGGUAUGGAUGUUUUUUAAUUCAAGAAUGAAUCCUGAAUUGUUAUAGGUAUUUCAGUCAGUACUUUUCCAUUGUUUGCCUGCAUUGCCCAUGGUCUCCUCGUUGUGCCUGAAAUUAUCCUGCUUUGAAGAAUGAAAGUGUUUGCAAAUAAAACUUUUGCAUAUUUUCAGUGCUACCUUGGUUCUGUUACACUUGUAACUUUUUUUUUCUUUUGAUGAUAGACUGAAUUAUGUGCUGAAAAGUAGUUCAUAAUUAAAAAAUUAUGUUAUGAUGUUGAUUUGGUAAAUAGGGACUGCUACAGUUUAUGCACUUGUAAGCUAUGGCAGAGUGUAAUUAUGGUGUUAGAGAUUGUCUUUGAUUUCAGGCAGAAUGGGAGCCUAAUUGGAUUGUGCCACCACUGCCUCUAGGUUGGGGGUCUGAUUGCAGACCCUGGGUGUGUGUGCAUUUUUCACUCUCCUCUUGUGUCUUCAUGGGUUCCCUGUAGGCAUGUAAUGAUUCCCCAACUCAUGAUUCGGUUCCCACCAUAUUUUUGAGAAAAAAUAAAAGUGGAUAUUUUUCACAUUC
Messenger RNA from Paramormyrops kingsleyae, 1722 nucleotides. It is a transcript of the gene gar1, whose product is annotated as GAR1 homolog, ribonucleoprotein. NCBI's taxonomy places the organism in Eukaryota, Metazoa, Chordata, Actinopteri, Osteoglossiformes, Mormyridae. The record is from RefSeq and is a predicted model, not a curated record. Gene Ontology annotation, cellular component: box H/ACA snoRNP complex. Gene Ontology annotation, biological process: snoRNA guided rRNA pseudouridine synthesis; ribosome biogenesis. Gene Ontology annotation, molecular function: box H/ACA snoRNA binding.